Messenger RNA from Meriones unguiculatus (Mongolian gerbil), 2800 nucleotides. RefSeq names its product GTP binding protein 3, mitochondrial (gene Gtpbp3). The record is from RefSeq and is a predicted model, not a curated record. Bases 360 to 1895 code for a protein of 511 amino acids. Gene Ontology annotation, cellular component: mitochondrion; cytoplasm. NCBI's taxonomy places the organism in Eukaryota, Metazoa, Chordata, Mammalia, Rodentia, Muridae. Gene Ontology annotation, molecular function: GTP binding; protein binding; GTPase activity. The transcript is spliced from 8 exons. Gene Ontology annotation, biological process: tRNA wobble uridine modification; tRNA methylation.
CCUGCGGCGCUAGGAACCGAAAACUUCGGCCUCGUCUCCGCGGGGAAGCUCUCGUGCUGCACACGGCCGCACGCUCCGCACUUCCUCUCUCUGGGAUCAGCCAAUAGAAACUGAAGUGCCUGGCGGCCGGGACUGUCUGUAGACGUGGAGCCCACUGCCAGUCACCCUUGGGAAGGCGGGACUUCCUUCAAGAACUGGAAGCCUGACCAGAAGGCUGGGCUACGCGGCCCGGUCUGAGCGCCUGGGCGACCCUGGCGGCGCUGGCACCCGGCGGCUGGGUGUGGAGGGCUGCUGUCAGGCGCGGGUCACUGCUGUAAACCCCAGAACCGCCCAGAGUUGCCGUGCCCUCCAGGCCCAACAUGCCCAUCUCCUGGCCUCGGCUCGCACAUCUCCGGCACGUCCUCGGUCGUCCUUCACUGCGGGGCUCGGCGUCCUGGACGCGCUUACUCAGUUUCUCUCCGCUCGCCAGGCUAUGUGCACGCCAGGGCAGCGGUGCAGGGUCCUUGGCCCCCGGGGGCACCAUCUUUGCGCUCAGCUCUGGCCAGGGCCGCUGUGCCAUCGCCGUGAUCCGCACCAGCGGCCCGGCCAGCGGGCUCGCGCUCCGCAGCCUCACGGCGGCCCAGGAGCCACCUCCAGCCCGCAGCGCCUGCCUGCGCCUCCUCCGCCACCCGCGAUCCGGGGAGCCACUGGACCGCGCGCUCGUCCUGUGGUUCCCAGGCCCCCAGAGUUUCACCGGUGAGGACUGCGUGGAGUUGCACGUCCACGGAGGUUCUGCGGUAGUCAGCGGAGUUCUGCAGGCGUUGGGUAGUGUGCCAGGACUGCGGCCGGCUGAAGCUGGGGAGUUCACCAGAAGAGCAUUUGCACACGGAAAGCUGAGCCUGGCUGAGGUGGAGGGACUGGCAGAUCUGAUCCACGCAGAAACUGAGGCCCAGCGGCGCCAGGCCCUGAGGCAGCUGGAUGGGGAACUGGGCCAACUGUGUCAAGGCUGGGUGAAGACCCUUAAUAAGGCACUGGCCCAUGUGGAGGCUUAUAUUGACUUCGGAGAGGAUGACAAUUUGGAGGAGGGUGUGUUGGAACAGGCUGACAGAGAUGUCCGAGCCCUGGAGGCAGCACUCCGCUCCCACCUGUGGGAUGCCAGACGUGGGCAGAGGCUCCGGUCAGGGGUACACGUCGUGGUCACUGGCCCCCCCAAUGCGGGCAAGAGCAGUUUGGUGAAUCUUCUCAGCCGGAAACCUGUGUCCAUCGUGUCCCCAGAGCCGGGGACUACCCGUGAUGUUCUGGAGACCCCCGUGGACCUGGCUGGCUUCCCUGCGUUGCUGAGCGACACCGCUGGGCUCCGGGAAGGCGUGGGCGCAGCUGAACAGGAAGGUGUGCGCAGGGCGCGCCAGAGGCUGGAGCAGGCUGACAUCAUACUGGGGGUACUGGAUGCCUCCGACCUGGCCUCCCCCUCCAGCUGCAGCUUUCUGAACACUGUGGUGGCCCCGCUGGUGACUCGAAGCCCCGACAGCAGCAGGCAGCGCCUCCUGCUGCUGCUCAACAAAUCGGACCUGCUGUCCACUAAUGCCUCACCCAUGGACACCACCCUACCUCCACACGUGCUGUUGUCCUGCCGCACUGGAGCCGGCCUAGACAGCCUCCUGCAGGCCCUCAAGACGGAGCUGGCUAUGGUGUGUGGGGACCCAUUCACAGGAGCUCCAGUGCUGACCCGGGCUAGGCACCAGCACCACCUUCAGGGCUGCCUGGAUGCCCUGGGACAUUUCCAGCUUGACACAGACCUGGCUCUGGCAGCUGAGGCCCUGCGCCAAGCUCGGAGACACCUGAGCCACCUCACUGGUGGAGGGGGAACCGAGGAGAUCCUGGACCUCAUCUUCCAGGACUUCUGUGUGGGCAAGUGAGGUCCAGAGCCUGGGACUCGGCCUCAGAAGGUCUUGAUUCAAGAUGGCAGAGGCAGCAGAGGGCAGGAGAGAUCACUGGGGUCCUGUUCCCUCCACAGUGAGGAGAGACUGGUCAGGGAUCCAAGGACUGCCACUUCCCACCCCCAACCUCAUGUUAGGAUUAAGGCCUACCUCACCAUACCAACUGUUUGUAUGUAGUGCUAGAGAUAAAAACCAAUGAGUGUUAAGUGCUGAGCCACGGCCCCUGCUCCUUACUGGGAAAUUCUAAACAAGGGCUCCACAGCCCUGAACCACAUUCCCCAGUCCCUCACUGGGGUAUUCUAGGCAAGGGGCUCCAUCUCUGAGCCACAUCCUUGGCUUCAUAAAGGUUUCAUUGGUGGUGGUGGGUUUUGUUUUGGUUGGUUGGUUUGGUUUUUUGAGACAAGGCUUCUCAGUGUAGCCUUGGCUGUCCUGAAACUCACUCUGUAGACCUGGCUGGCCUCAAACUCAGACAUCCACCUGCAUCUGUCUCCUGAGUGCUGGACUAAAGAUGUGCACCACCACGCCAGGAUCAUACAGGAUCAUAGCUGUAUUUUUAAAUUCCAAAGGAGUAUGAAGAGUUCGGGUAAUCCAGAAAUGUUUGUUUACAAGGAUCUGUCAGCCUUACCUUCCAGAACUUUGCCUAAGUGUUUCUGUCUGUGGCAUCAUAAAGUGUGUGUGUGGUGUGUGUGUGUGUUUCACUUCUGUAGCAGCAUGUAUUAUCUGUAAUAAGUUCUGCUGUGACAUUUUAUCUGAGUAUCUAAUGUGUUCUCAUCAUGUCUUUACCCAUAUCUCGCCCUGUCUCCACUCCCAAUCCUGCUCAUUUUCUCCUAAACUCAAAUUGUCCAGUCAGUAGCUACACCAUUAAAGAAAAUGUCCUACACACA